UCAUCUCGUAAGGACGGAAGCGGAAGUAAAAGUGAGAAACUUUUGCUUUUAGUUGCACGUGCAAAAAAUAUGGAGAAACGGUGCGCGUCUGCUUACGAAAUCUACAAAACCUGUAAAAGAUUUCAGGAAGAAUGUAUUGAAGAAAACAAAUCUGCAGACUGCAGCCCAGUCCAGAAGCGCAAACGGAUUAGAAUAAAAAAAAAAGUCACUUUUCACGAAGAUGUGCAAACUUUCAUACAGCGCAGCAGAAGUCAAAGUCCUAAGGAGGAAGUUCCAGAUCAUGAAAGUUUGAACCUUGCCACAAAAAAUCAUGAGGCAAACUGGUUAACCAACAGAGAGAAGAUUUUAAAACCACAGAAAAGCAUACAGGGGAAGAGAAAUGAAAGAUCACCCUUUAAAAAGAAUUUGGCAAGUUGCCAAAGGCCUUUUGUGGGACCAUCAUUGGAGUCAAUACUUGAAGGAAUUGGAAAGAUAGCAGACAGCCGUGCGAGGGCUGAUAAACUCUUUGAGUGGUUAAUUUUGCCAGUUUCGCCAAGCAUAUUUUUCAGUGAUGUUUGGGAAAAGAAACCAGCUUUAAUCACAAGACACAAUCCUGGAUAUUACAAAGGGUUAUUUUCAACAGAAGUGUUUCAUAAGAUUUUGAAAGAGAAUGAUGUCCAGUAUGGUGUUAAUCUUGACGUGACAAGCUACAACAAUGGACAGCGACAGACUCAUAAUCCUCCUGGAAGAGCCCUGCCUUUUAGUGUAUGGAAUUACUUCAAGAAUGGCUGCUCUCUACGUUUGCUUAAUCCCCAGGCUUUUUCUGUUACCGUAUGGAAUGUCCUUUCCAUUUUACAGGAGCUUUUUGGAAGCAUGGCUGGUGCCAAUGUAUACCUUACUCCUGCUGGGACACAAGGCUUUGCUCCACAUUAUGAUGAUAUUGAAGCUUUUAUCAUUCAGUUAGAAGGCAAAAAACACUGGCGAGUCUACCAGCCAAGGAUGGCGGAUGAAUUCCUGCCUCAAUUUUCAAGUCCUAACUUCAGCCAAGCGGAAAUAGGACAGCCAAUUUUGGAAGUCGUUGUUGAAGCUGGAGAUUUACUCUAUUUCCCUCGUGGAUUUAUACAUCAAGGAGACUGCUUGCCGGAUGCACACUCACUGCAUAUUACCAUUUCAUCAUAUCAGAAAAACAGUUGGGGAAGUCUGCUUGAAAAGCUUCUUCCAGCUGCCCUGCAAAUAGCUGUGGAAGAGGAUGUGGAAUUCAGAGAAGGGUUACCAUUAGACUAUUUCAGUUAUAUGGGAGUGCAGAAUUCAGAAAAGGCUGACCCAAGGAGACAAAUGUUUAUUGACAAAGUUCAACGACUAAUCAGGAAGCUAUCAAAUUUUUGUCCUCUGGAUGCUGCUGUAGAUCAAAAAGCCAAAGACUAUCUUCAUGAUUGUCUUCCUCCGGUGCUUACUGAAGAGGAGAAAGCCACUAGUGUUUUUGGUGCCUCUACAAGGUGGGAAAAUGGGCAUGUGAAAGAUUUGGCUUUGCGUUUUAAAGGAAAAACUAAAAUUAGACUACUGCGACGAGGUAUAGCCAGACUCUUCAGUGAAGGAGAAAAUAUUGCCCUGUAUUAUUCAUUGGACAAUUCCAGAGUCUACCACAAAGAGGAGCCAAAGUCAUUUGAAGUGAAUUCUGAGCAUUGUGACAGCAUUGAAUUUUUGAUAAAUUCUUACCCCAGCUUUGUUACUGUGGAUAGUCUUCCAUGUGAAAAACUUGUUGAGAAGAUUUCAAUUGCUAAGCUGUUAUUUGCAAAAGGCCUGCUUGUAACAGAGGAACCUUGUGUAUGUGAGUGAACACAGAUUGGAAAAGUUCAUCAAGCGACUGUCAGCUGUUUUUCACAUGCACGAUUUCUCUGAUUUCUCAUAAGUUUGCAUUCUUCACAAUACAGUGGUCUCAUAAUACUGUUUAUUUAAUUGAGUUUAAAAAAAGGUCAUUGUAACAUUUA
Erpetoichthys calabaricus (reedfish) is the source of this 1967-nucleotide messenger RNA. It is a transcript of the gene riox1, whose product is annotated as ribosomal oxygenase 1. The transcript is spliced from 15 exons. Gene Ontology annotation, molecular function: histone H3K36 demethylase activity; histone H3K4 demethylase activity. Gene Ontology annotation, cellular component: nucleolus. Lineage: Eukaryota; Metazoa; Chordata; Cladistia; Polypteriformes; Polypteridae. The record is from RefSeq and is a predicted model, not a curated record. The coding region runs from base 70 to 1815 and encodes 581 amino acids.